This is a messenger RNA of Aspergillus fijiensis CBS 313.89, 714 nucleotides long. RefSeq names its product putative O-methyltransferase. The record is from RefSeq and is a predicted model, not a curated record. The transcript is spliced from 4 exons. Bases 1 to 714 code for a protein of 237 amino acids. Gene Ontology annotation, molecular function: O-methyltransferase activity. NCBI's taxonomy places the organism in Eukaryota, Fungi, Ascomycota, Eurotiomycetes, Eurotiales, Aspergillaceae.
AUGGCAGGUGAAGACCAACUCAUACACACCAAUCCCACCAACAUGCCUCCGCACCCCUACCGCAACAACCCAUGGGCCCUGUACCGCGCGCUCGACGAAUACAGCCAGACGCGACACCUCAUGAACUUCAAGGAAACCAAGCUCCGGGUCGCGAAGCAGCACCUCGAGUCCAUGCAGCCCAAGCCCAAGACCGUCAUCGAGUUCGGAACCUACGUCGGCUGCUCCGCCAUCGCGUGGGCGGCCAUCCUGCGCGACCUGCACGGGCCCUCGGCGGACAACGACAUCCACAUCUACACCUUCGAGGUGAGCGAGUCCAUCGCCCAGGUGGCGCGGGACUUCAUCGAGCUCGUGGGCCUGCAGGAGGUCGUGCACGUCCUGGUGGGACCGGCGUCCGAGUCCCUGCGGGGGCUGGUCGAGCAAGGCAAGAUCGCCCCCAGCGGCGUCGACAUGGCGUUCUUCGAUCACUGGGAGAAGUUCUACCUCUCGGACUUGCAGCUGUGUGAGGAGCUGGCGCUGUUCCAUGUCGGGUCGAAGGUCAUUGCGGAUAACACGGAUAUUCCCGGCGCGCCGGAUUAUCUGGAGUAUGUGCGGGCUGGGGGUAAGGGAGGGGAGGGAGAGGUGCGUUAUACGACUCGGUCGUUUGAGACGGAGCAUGUGGUGCAGGGGCGGCCGAAUAUCGUGGAAGUGACAGACGUCGUGGCUGUCCGGUCAUGA